Molecule: messenger RNA, 276 nt
Organism: Pyricularia pennisetigena
Lineage: Eukaryota; Fungi; Ascomycota; Sordariomycetes; Magnaporthales; Pyriculariaceae
Exons: 2
Coding region: 1-276 (91 amino acids)
Source: RefSeq, a predicted model, not a curated record
AUGUUUGGUGCGGCUCCACAUGAUUCGAGCCGUGGCGCCAAGGACCACUCACCCGGCUCGUGGAUGGGGGUGAAGAGUAUUGGACGAGGAGUGAAGAUCACGGCAAAGACGGCCAAGAGAACGGUGCCUCGCCAAGAAGUCCUUAUGCCCAGACGGAAAGUAGGAGUGGGAACGGUGGGAAGGGGAAUAGUGUACCUACAUGCCACGAGGUACGUAAAGAAGGCGUCUGCACAAGCAUCUUUUUGUUCGACCAACGGACUUGGGGGCUCUUGGUAG